UAAGUGACACCACCCUGUCUCACGGCACAAUCCUGCUGGGAAGGACUCAGGCGACCACCCAACAGAAAGCGCGCCUAAGAUGUCAUGGCGUCGCAAUCGAAUCUCCCGAGCCUGCAGUGUGCACCUAUGUGCGCUGCGACCUCUUCGAAAAGACGGCUGACGUCCGUACUUCUUAUCCAAAACUCCCGACGAGCCACUCCUGCUCGACAAACUCGAUGGGACUAAGGGUAUUGUGACGCGACGCCUACGCUCACUUUUGAUGAUGCUUGCAGGCUCAAGCCGCUUCUUACCAAGUUCCAGGUCUUUCGCCACCGGGCGCACGCUUCGGGUGCUGAUCGCAUUCGUCGGCAUAGCCAUUGGAAUUAAUCUUCUUGUCCUCUUCGACUGGACUUAUGUCGAAUCCUUACCAAGCGAUAUUCUAGGCAAACAAGCUUUUCACCCCAAGCCAUUCGCGCCGUUACCGCAUGAACACAACGCGCAAGCCGACAAUGGACUGGACUUCUGGACUUGGAACACUACGACACAAUUCAGAAGGAAAGAAGACAUUGACUGGCGGGACGGCGUCACAGACGAAUGCGCUCUCUUUCCAGUGCAUCUGCUCUCGAAGGUUCAGGUCAUCCUGAAGACCGGAUCAGCGGAUGACAAGUCACGAACCGAUGCUCAGCUUUCGACAGUCAUUAAGUGCAUCUCCAAUGUUCUCAUCGUUUCAGAUGGCAGUCAUACCUAUGGCCGCGACCAUCGAACUAUCGACGUUCUCGCAGAUUUGCCACCGAAUACGUACCUGAAGGAAGAGGACUAUAUCGUCUACGAGGCGCAAAAGAACGCAAGCCGACACGGCACGCAUCUACAGCAGGGUCAUGAAGGGUGGAGGAUAGACAAGUACAAGUUUCUGCCGGAAGUGGAAAAGGCGAUUGAUCACAAUAACGCGGCCGAGUGGUACGUCUUCCUUGAGAGCGACACAUACAUCUUCUGGGACAAUGUUUUUCGCCUCUUGGAGAACUACAACAGCUCACUGCCCUACUAUUUUGGAUCGCCUUCACCGGGAAGGACGUACCAUCCUGACGCGCAGUCUGAAGUGGAGAAUCAAGUCUGGUUCGCGUAUGGAGGUGCCGGGUUUAUACUAUCAAAGGCCGCUGCGCAUCGACUCGUUGAUCGCCACCGCAAUGCCCUCGGUCUUAAGGGUCCUCGUCUCACUACGGAAUACAAAGAAGAUAUCAGGGCCGAUUGUUGUGGCGACAGCAUAUUAGGGUGGGCGCUGCACGACAAAGCCGGGAUAGAUAUCAGCGGUCUGUGGCCCAUGUUCAGCCCUCAUAAGCUCGAAAACAUUCCAUUCGGUAAGGACUACUGGUGCGAGCCCGUCAUCAGCCUACACAAAACCGACCCAGCUCUCUACAAAGAGCUCUGGUCAUGGGAGAACGAAUGGAGAGCGAAGUUUGAAGAUCCCAUGCGCUAUCGCAACUUGUUAUACCGCGCCCUGCUCUUCUCCUUGCAAGGCGAAUACCCGCAGCGCGAAAAUUGGGAUGCAGCUUUCGACGCGGGAUUUCAGCUCCCAGAUAGCUCCACAGUCCAUACGAACCUCGAUGCUUGCAGGGUCGGGUGUUCCGAACACGACGAAUGCAUCCAGUACACCUGGCAUGGACGACAUUGCUACUAUGCCAAGGCGUUGUAUAUUGGUCAUGCGAAGCAGCCGGAUGGUCAUCAUGACCCAGAGUACAGGACAUAUGUCAGUGGCUGGGAUUUGACGAAACUAAACGCUCUGGACUUUGGAAACACGUGCGCAGAGGGGGCGCAUUGGGUGAAACCAAGUAUCGAACGGAAGUAUUGAACGCCUGAGAUAUGCAUGCGAGUAGCGACAAGAAGAUUACAGGUAUUGCACGUUGGGGAUUACGAUUCUAUCAUAGAGUGCGACAUUGAUGUUGGUCAUACCUCGACCUCAGUCUUCAACCCCGAUAUCCUUCAACCCUCCUUGCCUCGUCCAAAAGAUCUUCCAAGCAUUAGGCCACCGUUCUUCCUUGAGCCCCCGAAGCCAUUCCGUCACGGUGAUCUCCGUAUCGCAAUACCGGAUAACGCCAUUCUUGAUGCCCUUCCAUCCCUUCAUCGGACCUUUGAUAUAGCGAUG
Molecule: messenger RNA, 2119 nt
Organism: Alternaria rosae
Lineage: Eukaryota; Fungi; Ascomycota; Dothideomycetes; Pleosporales; Pleosporaceae
Exons: 1
Coding region: 260-1825 (521 amino acids)
Cellular component (GO): membrane
Molecular function (GO): glycosyltransferase activity
Source: RefSeq, a predicted model, not a curated record